Messenger RNA from Biomphalaria glabrata, 1472 nucleotides. RefSeq lists its product as uncharacterized. The record is from RefSeq and is a predicted model, not a curated record. Lineage: Eukaryota; Metazoa; Mollusca; Gastropoda; Planorbidae. The transcript has 4 exons. The coding region runs from base 123 to 1235 and encodes 370 amino acids.
GGACACGUUUUCUUAGAACUUUCAAACAGAAAGAAAUUUUAUCUUAUCUUAUUCUAGAUCCAGAUUACACACGUUACUUCUAAAAGUAAAAGUGUAUAUGUUUGAGUAAUGCAUGUUAAUCUAUGACUUCAACUCUAAGACUCUGGUUUUCCUGGCUGUUUCAGGCAACCCAUUCAAUUUUCGGUAACAUCACAAAGAUGAUUGCUGCAGAACACUUGACAGAUCACAGAGAAACUGAAAACUUUGGCAGGAUCAUCCAAAAUGAAACAAGAGACAGCCUACACACUGCUAUAGGUAAUCAUGAAACUCAGGAGUCAAUCGGCGGAGAAGCUGAUCUAGACAAACAUCGAGGUGAAUGUUCAAAGAAUCCAGGUCAUACAAAGUUCAUACCUGUUGAUACAUUCACAAUACAAAAUUUACCUGAAGGUCAUCGUAACUAUCUUUUAUACAAGUAUAUUAAAGCUAUAGCGGAGUUGACAGUCAGGGUUUCUGUUCUAAUGGUAAGUCCAAACAGACCUGAAGUUUGGCCAAAGACAAAUGACCCAUACCCAUUCUAUAACAACAAAACAAGACAGUUAAGGACAGGAAGUGGAAUGGUGGGAUAUGUCAACAAGUUUACAUCAAAUGGACUUAAAAAAGAAAAUAAACAGAAAACAAAAUACUCAAAAUGUUGGUGUAGAAAAUGUGAGCACUCAGAAUCACCCAGCAGUGUGUGGUGGGAGUUUGAUACUAUCACAGCUGCUCACAUGGUUUUUGAUGAGAUUGAAGCAAACCACACAUCUUUGAGAUUAUUUUAUGACACAGCUGACAGUUCCCUUUUUCUUAUUGACAAGGUCAUUGUUGUUGAUGUCAAUGUGGAGUAUGACAGAUGUAAAUUGAAAUGUGUGACAUGUGAUCAACGUUUAGGAGAGGAUCUGGAGAAAAACUGGAAACAUUAUGCUAAUGAUGUGUGGAGGAACGUCAAGAGCAAUUACUAUAAAUCUAGAGAUGUGGACAAACUGACCAUUAUUGUAUCCCAUCCUCAUGGAUGUUCCAAACAGGUAAGUAUUGGACACUGGAAGGACAAAGUCAAAGUAGACGAAUAUCGAAAUAAAUUUACUUAUACCACAUGUACUUGUCCAGGAACUAGUGGAGCCAUUGUCCAGUGUGUAGGUUAUAGUGGGGUGUGGUAUGAACUUGUUCACAGUGGUUUCAAAUCAGAAUAUAAUUACAGUGGGGCUGGUUAUGUGUUGUGAGCUUUGUCUCUUGUUGGAAAAAGUUGUUAAUUUUGUCCUUUUUUUUUAUAUACUACUUUGGAAUUUCAUGUAAUUUUAACUUGCAGAUUUUUUUUUUUUUUUUUAUGCUAUAGUGAUAUAAAUAAAUAAAUGUAUAUAGAUCUCUAAUAUUUUAUUUUUUCAACAUGGUUGAGUUAUUUGACUGUCUGAUGGCCAGACACUGCAAUGUGGGAAGAUAAUUAAAUUGCUAUUAAAAUA